Messenger RNA from Synchiropus splendidus (mandarinfish), 5078 nucleotides. It is a transcript of the gene slc9d1, whose product is annotated as transmembrane and coiled-coil domains 3. The coding region runs from base 1029 to 3083 and encodes 684 amino acids. NCBI's taxonomy places the organism in Eukaryota, Metazoa, Chordata, Actinopteri, Syngnathiformes, Callionymidae. The transcript has 15 exons. Gene Ontology annotation, molecular function: potassium:proton antiporter activity. The record is from RefSeq and is a predicted model, not a curated record. Gene Ontology annotation, biological process: potassium ion transmembrane transport; proton transmembrane transport. Gene Ontology annotation, cellular component: membrane.
UGCUAUCAUUCCGCUCCGGUUAAUUUCCUUUAACUUUAACAAUCUAAAAUACUUUUACCCACACUUUCUGCGAGGCAAAAACAUGUUUAAAAACAAUACGCGACACGACCUUUGUGUUCGUUCGGUUACAUAGCGAUAGCUUGAGCUGCAUUGGUUAAACAAUGCCGACGUUUGGUUCGGUUGCAACCGUCAAACGAAACAUUCAAACUACAACUCCCAUGUCAAAGAAAACGAAGAUGUUUCGGAACUGAUUUGAAGAUGGCAUAAAGUUAUGUUUGUGUAGAAUGGACGAGGAUGUUCGUCACGGUGCGAGUCGUGAGUUAGAUCAAGGUUUGUGGAGCGUUCUUCAUGCUGCGGCUAACGUCGGCUUUAGCUGGUCGAGCCGUCAUGGGAGUGUUAGGACAGGCUCAGCUGGUUGGAUCCGAUCGGAGGAAUCUGAUGCACUGGCAUUGAAGUCAUAGUUCACAGUAGCUCUGCGUUCGUCUCACCUGCCUGAUACGUGGAAGCAGCGCACGUGUCUUCGUGAAUAAUUGACGGUGGUGGAUCGAGGCUAGCGGCGGCGGCGGCGGCGUCGCUCGGUGAACGCCUGCUGCUGGCUGAGGUUAUGUGGCAGGAGAGGAGGAGGAGGAGGGGACCUGGAGGCGGGUGUUGCUGCUACAACACUCGGCUUGUUCCGUCUUCUUCACUUCUGCAGUCAGAGCUGUUCAAAGUCACAGCGGCGAAAAUAGUUCGCAUAUAAUUGUAGGUUCGCUUUGGGCUCUCGCUACUUUGAUCCAUGGGGUCAAUGUAUGAAGGUGAUGUCACCUGCGGGACCACCUUUAACCCGAAGGCGCUUUGAAAGAUGCACCCGGACCUGAACAGUGCUGCUAUUGAUAUCCACCUAUGUUGCUGGAGUGGCAGCAGCUGAAGUUGAAGAAAGAUGGACUGAAGUUUGGAUAGAAAAAGGUCACUCUUCGACACACAUGCUCAUUAAGAGCUCCGCCACCAUCAUCCCAGAGUCUACACUGUAAAUAGCAGCAGCGGCUUGGAUGCAGCUUGUGAGUGUGUUGCUGUGCCUUACCCUGGCAGGGGCUUUGGCUGUGCAAAAGAAGGAGGAGGAAGCUCAUCGUGUCGCCCAGGUUUAUUGGAGUAAACCGGUACCUCAACGCCAAGGCCUGCUAACCCGAAACUGCAAGCGGCUCUUGGGACUCUUGCAUCAAAAAAAUGUGGUGGUCAAGAAACUGGCGACUGCUGCUGAAGCGGUCAAGAUGGACGACAACCUGUCGGAACCAGAGAAGCUCUUUGAGGUUCACACGCUGGAGGUUUUCCAGAAAGAGUUGAAUGAGAGCGAGCGCUUGGUGUUCCAGGCGGUGCACAGUCUGAAGAGGGCGCUGCAGGGAGACUACAGGGAUAUAGUCAAUAUAAAGGAGACCAGCAGGCAGAGACUGGAGGCUCUCAGGGAGGCUGCUAUAAAGGAGGAGCAGGAAUAUGUGGAGCUGGUGGCAGCAGAGAAGCGCCAGCAGGAGGCUCUUAAGACUGCGCAGUCUCGGAAUAAAACUCUAUCCAUGCUUGACGAGAUCCUGGAGGACGUGAGGAAGGCUGCGGAUCGCCUGGAAGUGGAGAUCGAGGAGCACGCUUUUGACAACAACAAACAGAUGAAAGGGGUGAACGUGGAGGCCGUGCUGAGGGUGGAGGAUGAGGAAGAGCAUGGAGGCAAGAGGAAGAACAAGUCCCAGCGGAAGGAAGUGGACGCUGGCCUGGGCUUAAGCAUGCUCAUUGACUCACAGAACAACCAGUAUGUCCUGACCAAACCGAGAGAUUCAACGAUGCCGAGAGCAGACCAUCAUUUCAUCAAGGAUUUGGUAUCUGUAGUGAUGUUGUCUCUGCCCUGCGGCUGGAUCUGCACCCUGGUGGGUCUUCCUCCUAUGUUUGGAUACAUCAUCUGUGGAGUCCUGCUGGGUCCGUCUGGUCUGAACAGCAUUAAGUCGAUGGUGCAGGUGGAAACUCUGGGGGAGCUGGGUGUGUUCUUCACUCUGUUUUUGGUGGGACUGGAGUUCUCUCCUGAACGCCUCAGAAAGGUGUGGAAAACCUCAGUACAAGGUUCAUGCUACCUGACUCUUCUGAUGGUGGGAGCAGGGCUGUUAUGGGGCCAAAUCCUGAAUAUCCGCCACACCCAGACUGUCUUUAUCUCCACCUGCCUUUCGCUGUCCAGCACACCACUGGUGUCACGCUUCAUAGCAGGAGGCAGCAACAGAGAUAAAGAAGGGGAACUGGACUACAGCAGCAUUCUCCUCGGCAUGUUGGUGAUGCAGGACGUCCAGCUCGGCUUCUUCAUCGCCGUGAUGCCCACUCUGAUCCAGGCUCCCGGGGGAGAGGUGGACGGCUUCCUUUUCGAGAGCCUGCACCUCCUGUCCCUGCUGGCACAGGUCCUGGUGUCGCUGGCUGCUGUGCUUCUGCUGUGUCUCUUGCUCAAGUCCUACGUCGUGGCUCCGUUUUACAGAAAACUACACAUGGAGAGCAAAGGCAACAAGGAGAUCCUGGUUCUCGGGAUGGCGGCUUUUGUUUUUUUUAUGCUCACGGUGACAGAUUUCCUGGAUGUCUCCAUGGAACUGGGCUGCUUCCUGGCAGGGGCAUUGCUCUCCACCCAAGGUCACAUGGUCACAGCAGAGGUCAUGGGAUGCUUCGAACCAAUCCGGGAUUUCCUUGCCAUCAUUUUCUUCGCCUCAAUCGGUCUCCACGUCUUCCCCACGUUCGUGCUGUAUGAACUCACCAUCCUGCUGGUGCUCACCUUCUCCCUCGUGAUUAUGAAGUUCAUGAUGGCCGUGCUGGUGCUGUCAGUCAUCUUACCUCCAAGCUUGCGACGCAUUCGCUGGAUCGUCUCCGCUGGUCUGGCUCAGGUCAGCGAGUUCUCUUUCGUGUUGGGCAGCCGCGCCCGCCGAGCAGGCAUCAUCUCCCGAGAGGUGUACCUGCUGGUUCUCAGCGUCACGACUCUGAGCCUCCUGUUGGCGCCUGUGCUGUGGAAGGUCUUCACUCACAGAUGGGUCAAUCUCUCGGAACGCAAAAUUGUGGCGAGGCCGGAGAAGGUCCAGGGAUCGAAGACCUGAGUGAAGCGUUGGGCGGUGACGCUCUGAGAGACAAUUCCGGCAACAUUCACCUGACUCUUCGGUUGAUGUUAAACAUAUCAGUCAACCAAAGAUCAGCAAACUUGUGAACGAAACAAAGGAACAAUCUGAACUUUAUCAUUAGAAUUUAAAGUACUACGUGCCGUUCUUUAAAUGUGACCAAUGCUCAACACUGAUGUUGGCAACUCACUUUUACAUUUAUAUUGAAUUAAGGCUGAAUUGUUGUAGUUAUUUACAGAAGGGGAGUUUUUUGAUGACAUGACUUGAUAUUUAUUGCCUGAGAGCUCUCUCUUGUUAGAUUUUUAUAAGAUCUUAAUAUUCACCUCUGGUUUGCACUGGUGCACAUGCAGGGUUUACUUACUUAACGCAAGUGCUUUCUUCUUCAUCUGCAUUUCCCAUCAGGGGUCACCACCUCACAUCACCCACAUCUGUCUCUCCUCUUGUUUAGAAUAGUACUGUUUAGAAUGUCUGAAGGGAGAUUCAUGUAAGUGGAGAACCGAUCCACAUUUAAGAUUAUUGAAACUAUUGCAUUCUACUGAUCUCUGUUGCACAUUAGCCGCCUUCACCCAUGAGUUAAUAUGGAUUUAUUGUUCCACAGAAACUCUUCAGAAAAUAUAUAAUAAUAUUUGUUGGUUUUUCUCAGCUUACUUACUGCUGAUAGUUAUGAAAAAAUACCUAUCAGCAAAAAAAAAAUUUCACAUAAUUUGAUAACAGCUAAUCUGAUAUGAACAUAGAUGCAGUUCUGUACACCAUUAGAAGCUGUUUUUCAUGGCAAAGUCUUGAUAAAAAUGGGGCAAGAAUUAAAGUUUAAAAUCUUCAACAAUGCUUGUAGACCACCAAAGAUCUGCAAAGUUGCUAACAGAGGGCCUCAACGGGCCCCUGGGACAGUUCUUAUGCCCAGACCCGUGUUGCUCCAGCAGAACCCCUUCACCUGUUCUACCAAUGCCGAUACACAAGUCUAUAUAUAAUGGCAGUCCAAACUAUAGCCAGCUGCUUUACUGCUCCACUCAUUCUCCAGUGCUGUCGGUGUCUUACAUCCGCCAGCUAAUAUGAAAAGUGUCACUCAGUCCUUAAACGUGUUUCAUUUCACUGUGAUUAAAUGUUUGCCUUAACAAUCCUGAGCUACUGUUUACAUUAAUUAUAAGUUACCUGAGUGCACAGCAAACUGUUUGGAAUGUGAGAAUCUUGCACUGCGUAAAAAGUACUUGAUGUCAAACGUAACUUCCGACCUUUUGUUUCCCUUUCUGACAUCUCUGUUAGUGAGUCAAUCAUCAAACCUUUGUUUGAUGGAUGCCGUUUACGUAUUUGUCCUUUUGAUCUGAAUGUAGCGAGAAAUGUUUGGACUUCAUUCCAGUCACUUAUUUUAUUUAUUGAAACACAUUUUGAAUUAAAAAGGGAAAGCGACCUGGAUUGCUGGCUUUGUUUCACCACACAACUGUAGCGCUCCGUCGGCUAAAUUUUCCCACAAGCAGAAGUCUGGUCCACCUCUGGUGGCCUGACUGGUUCGUCCAGAUGUUCUUGUUUUAUUGGCUCUAUUGGUCUUCUCUUUUCACUGAACUGGUUUGCAUUUAAGGAUGAGCAGAAAUGGAGGAAUGUGGAAUAAAUAGUCUGACAAACCGGUUAUUGAAUUUUCAAGCUGAAGUUCUACAUUUUCAUCUUGUUAUGAGAGUCUAACUGUUGCAGUGCAUUAUGGGAUUUAGAGUAUAAAAGGCUGGUCUGCCCAUUAUUGGUGGGCCAUUGAAGAUGGAUAUUCAUUGAGUUUCAGGCAACUGGAGAUCUACCUCAACUAUCCAAGUGAUUUUUUUUUCUCUUGGGCUUUGAAAAAUUCCAUAAAUUGUACGCAAAGAAAAACACAUUCCAGUCUUAACAAUUCACCUGAGUCUUGACAUGUUCAUUCUUUCCAAGAAGUCAUAAUUAAAUUACAUAACAUUUGAAUUCUUCUGACAUUUUUGUGUAAAAUGGGUCACUUCUCUUAUU